Messenger RNA from Thecamonas trahens ATCC 50062, 1336 nucleotides. Its product is annotated as 26S proteasome regulatory subunit. The coding region runs from base 19 to 1305 and encodes 428 amino acids. The transcript is spliced from 2 exons. The record is from RefSeq and is a predicted model, not a curated record. Gene Ontology annotation, molecular function: protein binding; structural molecule activity. Gene Ontology annotation, biological process: ubiquitin-dependent protein catabolic process. Gene Ontology annotation, cellular component: proteasome regulatory particle, lid subcomplex. NCBI's taxonomy places the organism in Eukaryota, Apusomonadida, Apusomonadidae.
CUUUGAGGCAUACGUAUCAUGGCGGCGUCCUACGAAGCUGUGAAGGAGACGUUUGAGCGUGCCAAUGCCGAGAAGGAGAUCAACCCAGCUGCGGCUGUGACCAAGUACCGUUCGCUCCUUGAGCUUAAUCCCAAGGACGAUCCGGAGAAGAUUGCUGAGCAGGCGCUGGUUGCGCUGGGCGAGGUGCUCGUGGCUCAGGGCGAUGCCGGAGCCAUUGUGGAGCUGUUUGAAGUGGUCAAGGGCAUGGCAGAGAUGAUGUCCAAGGCGCGGACGGCAAAGAUUGUGCGAAUGAUGCUGACGGUGCUGGGCAAGGUCGACGAGGGCUCUGUGCUCUCUGUCUCUGUCGCAGAGGGUCUCAUCGAGUGGGCCAAGGAGACAGGACGCAAGUUCCUGCGGCAGCGGCUGGAGGCGUCGCUGGCAGGCAUGUACGCAGACGCCGGCGAGUACUCCAAGUCGCUGACGCUUCUGGCGCCGGUGCUCAAGGAGGUGAAGAAGCUGGAGGACAAGCUGCUCCUCGUGGAGCUGCACCUUGUGGAGUCUCGGGUCCACCACGCGCUGCGCAACCUGCCCAAGGCCAAGGCUUCGCUGACGUCUGCGCGGACGUCGUCGACAGCGGUCUUUUGCCCGCCGCUCAUGCAGGCGCAGAUCGAGUCGCAGGCCGGCGUGCUCCAGGCCGAGGAGAAGGACUACAAGACGGCGUACUCGUACUUUUUCGAGGCCUUUGAGGGCUACGCCUCGCUGGCAGCCAUGCCCGAGCUCAACACCGAGCCGCUGGCUGUCGCUUCGCUCAAGUACAUGCUGCUGUGCAAGGUGAUGAUGGACAAGCCACAGGAGGUGACCUCGGUCGUCAACAACAAGGCCGUCCUCAAGUUCUCAGGCGACCACGUGACGGCCAUGCAGGCCAUCGCCGCCGCCGCUAUCGACCGCUCGCUGCACAAGUUCCAGGCCGCCAUCGAUGAGUACCCGUCCCACCUGGCCGAAGACCCAGUCAUUGCCGCACACCUCAAGACCCUCUACGACUCGCUGUUCGAGGCUAACCUCCUCCGCAUCAUCGAGCCGUACACCUCGGUCCAGGUCGCUCACAUCGCACAGACCAUCGCCCUCCCGCUCGACGUUGUCGAGUCCAAGCUCUCCAAGAUGAUCCUCGACGGUAAGCUCUCGGGCGUCCUCGACCAGGACGUCGACGCCCUCAUCGUCUACGACGAGCCCAAGCAGGACAAGGCCCUGGCCGCCUCGCUCGACGUCAUCGACAACAUGUCGCAGGUUGUCGACUCGCUCUUCAACAAGGUCAACAACCUGUCAUAGACUCCUACCAUCCGCUUCACACGCUUUAAGC